AUGGCGAGUAACCGGAGCGCGGGCGCAGAGGCGCGGAAGGUCAUGGUGGUAGCGGACCCCACACGGGAGUCAGCGGGCGCGUUGCAGUACGCGCUGUCGCAUGCGGUGGUCGAGCAAGAUGAGUUGAUUCUUCUGCACGUUGAGAACCCUAGCACGUGGCGUAACACUAUUUCGACGUUCCUUAAGAUGCCUUCGUUGGGAAGCUCCACCACUGCGUCCCUUGACCUUGGCGGAGGGGGUGCUGCGGCUGAUGGAGAAGGUAUUGAUUUUCUGGAGGAGAUGAAGCACGCGUGCAGGGCUUCUCAGCCGAAAAUGAAAGUUCGUGCGGUGAGGGUUGAGAUGGAUGGAAAAGACAGAGCCUCCACCAUUCUUUCCCUCAGCAAAUCCUAUGGGGUGGAUGUCAUAGUUAUCGGCCAGAAACGCAGUAUUUCUUCUGCAAUAUUAGGAUAUAAUAAGCGACCUGCAGGAGGAUCAUUGAAAGGGGCGAAAGGCAUAGACACAGCAGAGUAUUUGAUUCAAAACAGCUCCUGCACCUGUGUUAGUGUACAGAGAAAAGGCCAAAAUGGAGGUUAUGUUCUCAAUUCCAAAACCCACAGAAAUUUCUGGCUCUUAGCCUAA
Messenger RNA from Sphenostylis stenocarpa, 618 nucleotides. The record is from the annotation of a GenBank genome assembly. NCBI's taxonomy places the organism in Eukaryota, Viridiplantae, Streptophyta, Magnoliopsida, Fabales, Fabaceae.